GUUCGAGAGACCGGGAGAGCGGCAGAACUUUGCAAGCCACCCAGCGCCUCCUGCGCUUUUGAUUUGUUCGCAGCCCUCAGCGACAUCCGGGGGAACACUUCAAGUACCCUGCUCUCCUGCUCUUCGCCAGUCUUCCAGCCGCGUCUCCAACCGUCGGUAUACUCUCCACCAUUACUCAUCUUCAUCUAGCUACGUCACCAAGCAUUUGCCUCGAACUUUUUGCCGAUUUGGGCCCCUUUUGCACUGCCUAAGCAGGGCUGGUCUGUCCUCAUAUACCUCCCUGGGUUGCCAGCAAGUCGGCCCUCGCAAGCAUCCCAGCGCCUCUCCCACAGUCACCAAACAUGGAUCCCGCCGGAACAUACGCCAACUGCCAGGUCGCCCGGGAUGAUUCCCAAGAGUUCCCUCACGAGUGCCAGACAGGCGAACACCAGACGGCCAAGGACGAGCUGAUGGAGAAGUUUGCAUCCAAAAAUCAGCGUGGAUGGAGGAAAGUGGUGCUCAACUUCACCCCGUCAUGGUUCGCAGCCACCAUGGGGACGGGCAUUGCCUCGAUCCUCCUGCACCAACUUCCUUACAACGGCGACUGGCUGUACUGGCUUUCGGUCAUCAUCUUUUGUCUCAACAUCGCCCUCUUCUGCAUCUUCCUGCUCAUCUCCAUUCUCCGAUACACCAUGUUCCCGGGGCUGUUCAUGGCCAUGAUCCGGCACCCCGUCCAGUCCCUCUUUGUCGGCACAUUCCCCAUGGGGCUCGCGACGAUAGUCAAUAUGGUGGUUUUUGUAUGUGUCGAACAUUGGGGAGUGUGGGCAACAACUCUGGCCUGGACAUUGUGGUGGAUUGAUGUGGCCAUUGCCGUCAUCACCUGCAUGUGGCUGCCCUUCGUCAUUAUGCACAUCCAUCAAAGUGAGCUGUCCAAGAUGACGGCGGUUUGGCUCUUGCCGAUUGUGGCAACCAUUGUCGCGGCGGCAUCGGGCGGCAUCGUGGCAGAAUACCUUCCCAAUCCUCAGCAUGCCGUUUGGACGGUGGUGGUGUCCUAUGUGCUCUGGGGCACGGGUUUCCCUCUCGCCAUGGUCGUCCUCGUCAUGUACUUCCAUCGCCUCACAAUUCACCGACUCCCGCCCCGUGAGGUCAUCGUCUCGGUCUUUCUUCCACUGGGUCCUCUAGGCCAGGGCAGCUUCGGGCUCAUGCAACUUGGAAAAGUCGCUGCACAGGUCUUCCCCAAAACCGAAAACUUUGGCCCAGAGGCCGGGCGCGUCAUCUACAGUUUCUCCAUUGUCAUCGCCCUCGCCAUCUGGGGUUAUGGGCUCGUGUGGCUGUUCUUCGCGCUGGCCAGUAUCACACGGAGCAGAUUCCCUUUCAACAUGGGAUGGUGGGGUUUCACUUUCCCUCUCGGUGUGUUUGCCGUGUCCACGACGACCCUGGCCAAAGAAAUCCCCAGCUUGUUCUUCAAAGUCCUCGGCACCAUCUUUUCCGUCGCGGUCGUUUUGCUUUGGUUGAUUGUCGCCCUGGGCACCCUGAAAGGCGCCGUCACCGGCACCUUGUUCUACGCCCCUUGCGUGGAACAGUACGAGAAACAAUUGACCAACGGGCAGAAGCAAAAGGAGAAGAAAUUGAACAACCGGCUGCCGUUGAAGCACUGGAGGAAGAAAGACGACGACACAGAGAAGCAGGAGGUCUAGGUCUCGCUUUGGCAAGCUCGAGCGGUGGAGUCCUGGCGCAGAAGUUGGAUCGCAUUCCUGGGCUGGCUUAUUGGAUUUAAAGGACUGGUGGAAUUUGUUCUAUGGGGUGAUACGAUAAAACCAUCGGCUUGGUAGAGUAAAGGUAUUGAUCUGUGCGAUAGUAAUAGAAUUCAU
Cladophialophora immunda is the source of this 1850-nucleotide messenger RNA. RefSeq lists its product as uncharacterized. The transcript has a single exon. Lineage: Eukaryota; Fungi; Ascomycota; Eurotiomycetes; Chaetothyriales; Herpotrichiellaceae. The record is from RefSeq and is a predicted model, not a curated record. Gene Ontology annotation, molecular function: sulfite transmembrane transporter activity. Bases 342 to 1676 code for a protein of 444 amino acids. Gene Ontology annotation, cellular component: plasma membrane. Gene Ontology annotation, biological process: sulfite transmembrane transport; transmembrane transport.